UCUUUCAUCGAAAUUAUUUAUUUUGAAGACGUAAUGAAAUAUUUAUUGUUUCUUUUGAUUUUAACAUCGGUCGCAACUAAAUUAUUUGCAUUAUCGAUUCUACUAGUUGAAACUAUAUUUUCGACCAGUCAUCACAUUUGGAUCUCAAGUUUGGUAAAGGAGUUACUCCGAAAAGGUCAUCAUGUACAUUUCACGAGUAUCCAUACACUUAAGGUGGAUGAUAGUUUGGCGCAAAAUUAUACAAAUAAAGGAUUUGAUGAUGUAAUGCAUGAAUUGAUAAUCGAUCAUGAGUAUGUUCCAACAACAUGGCGCACCUAUAAUUUCUUAUACAUGAUAUAUUUUACACAUAAAUUAUCGAAUUUCAUGUGUGAAAAGAUCAUAUCUCAUCCAACUACUAAGGAUACCAUAGAAUUGGUAAAAAUAAAAAAGUUUGACAUUAUAGUGCAAGAUGUGACUUUGCCGACUUGUUUCUACGGAUUAUGGGAGUUUGCAGAAGGUAAUCCACCCGUUAUCGGCUACGUUCCUUUUGGUAAUGCACCUUGGUUGAAGGAUUAUAUCGGUGGAUCAAGUUAUCCUGCGAUCAGACCAUACGUUCACAUGUACAUGGGAAUACCAGUGACUAUUUGGGAUAGAACUCGUAAUUUUAUUUGUUACGUGCUGGAUGAUUUAUUUCGUCAUUAUUACAUGAUGCCAAUUAAUCAAAAGCUGACGAACAUUUUAGCUGGAAAAGAAUUACGUCCAUUAACAGAAUAUGAAAGGAAUAUUAGUAUUGUUCUCAUUAAUACACAUUACUCUUUUGAACCUGCUAUACCAUUACCACCAAACGCUAUUGAAAUAGCUGGCAUUCAUGCACAGACUGCUCAACCGAUUCGUGACAAGAUGAUAUGUAAAUUCCUCGAUGAUGCGGAAGACGGUGCCAUUAUUAUAUCUAUGGGAACGAAUGUGGCAUGGAACAGGAUGGAAUCAGAUAAAGUGAAGAUCGUAGCUGCUGUUCUUUCGAAAUUUAAGCAACGAAUCAUUUGGAAAUUAGCGGAGGACGUGGAUGUACAGUUGUCGAAAAAUAUAUUGGCUUUGAAAUGGAUACCGCAAAAUGAUAUUUUAACUCAUAAAAACGUUAAAGCUAUUUGGACACAUGCUGGUCUUUUGAGCACUCACGAAGCAAUCUGGCAUGGUGUUCCAAUGAUUGGAAUGCCCUUUUUCAUGGAUCAAAAUUCGAACAUCAAAAUGUUAGUAGACAAAAAGGUGGCUGUGUAUUUGAACUAUGAAGAAAUUUCGAUGGAUACUGUGGAACAAGCUUUGAGAGAAAUCAUUUACAAUCCUAUAUAUUCGCAAAAUAUGAAGAAACUGUCGCGUGAAUUUCGCGAUCGUCCUAUUCCACCACUUGAUUUGGCAGUUUGGUACGUGGAAUAUGUCAGUCGACAUCCUGGAAAAGAUUUUGGCUCUCCUGGGAGAUUCUUGACUCACAUGGAACAAAAUCUUUACGACGUUUAUAUCUUGCUUUUCAUGAUUUUUCUGAUUUCUAUUCUCAUUUGUUGGUAUUUGUUAAAGUAUCUGAAAAACUUAUCUGAGAAAUUAUAUUGUAAAUUGUUUAUUUACAAAAAGAAUAAACAAAAUUAGCAAGAUGAAACCUUAUAUUGAUUUUGAUUUACAAAAUGUAGCACACUUAAGACAGGCCACCUGUAUAAUAGUUAUUUUUGGUUUUAUGGAAAAAAUAAAUAAUGCUUAGGAUAAAGUUACAUUAUUUCAAUUCAAUGGCGGAAAGAAUUUCUUUUUUAGAGAUUUUUUUUCAUCGAACUCCACGAUUUCUUUUGCACGAGUUGAUUCUUUCUUUCAUUCUAAACGAAAAAUGAUUUAUUUCUCAAACAUUUGUUUAACAUUGAACAAAUGUCUCGUGAAUCACGCAACUGUAACGAGCCAUAUCCAUCUCUUUUUUUUGGUUAAAGUUAGAAGAAAAUGUUAGAGGAGAAAGAUGAAUGGUUCAACGAUGGACUACAUAUUUAUGAUUAUAUCUUUUUCGCAAGUGUACAUGCACAUGCAUUAUUGAAAUAGUAUAACUUUGUGCCGAGCAAUUUUUUCAUAAAAUAAAAAAUAACGGGAUUAUUCAGAUGGCCUCUUUUAAGUGUCCU
Molecule: messenger RNA, 2126 nt
Organism: Vespula vulgaris
Lineage: Eukaryota; Metazoa; Arthropoda; Insecta; Hymenoptera; Vespidae
Product: UDP-glucosyltransferase 2-like
Exons: 6
Coding region: 34-1617 (527 amino acids)
Molecular function (GO): UDP-glycosyltransferase activity
Source: RefSeq, a predicted model, not a curated record